Molecule: messenger RNA, 261 nt
Organism: Penicillium malachiteum
Lineage: Eukaryota; Fungi; Ascomycota; Eurotiomycetes; Eurotiales; Aspergillaceae
Exons: 2
Coding region: 1-261 (86 amino acids)
Source: RefSeq, a predicted model, not a curated record
AUGUUGAUUUCGACUAAGGAUCUUUUGGCUAAGGCCAAGGAUCUUAUACUGCUGGGAAAGGAGAUCUUUCUGCUGGGAAGGGAAAUCUUGCUGCUAGGAACGGAAAUCCUAGCGAUAGCCAGAGAUCAGCUCUGGGAGGAAGGACGUUGUACCCAAUGGGCUCAGUCUAAACAGGGUCGGCCUCAAUGGGCUUACUCUCAAUGGAUCCACCUGAAAGAUAUCACUGGCCAAGAUACAGAGACUCUUAUCAAUCCAAGCUGA